GUUCCACGUGUAUUGUCGACUACUGCAGUUCUACCAACUGUUUAAAAGGAUUUUGAUAAAACGUGUGGAAUGAAGUGGUGGGUAAAGUUGGUUCUCCAGGUUGGAACUCCAUUGCUCUUCUCUCCAUUCCUGUUCACAUCAAGCACUGCAUUAAAAUGUGCCUUCGUGGUUCUAGUAAUGGCGGUUUAUUGGACUUUAGAGCUAGCUCCACUUCCAGUAACUUCAAUGUUUCCUGUUUUCAUGUUCCCAUUCCUUGGUAUACUAGAUACCAACACUACCUCUACCAUCUAUCUCAAGGGAACAAACAUGAUGUACAUGGGCAGUUUGAUGAUGGCUCUAGCAGUGGAAGAAUCAGGACUGCAUAAGAGAAUUGCUAUUAGAGCACUCCUGGUGGCAGGAACUGGAACUAGCAGGAUUAUGUUUGGGUUUAUGCUUCCAACAGCGUUCUUGUCUAUGUGGAUUUCCAAUGCUGCUGCUGCUGCAAUGAUGCUUCCUAUAAUGGAAGCUGUUUUAGAGCAUUUAAAUCUUAAACACAAACACAGGACAAUGAUGCUUUUAAGUGUUGCCUAUGCUGCAAAUGUUGGAGGAACAGGAACGAUAAUAGGAACUCCACCUAAUAUGAUUCUAAUGGAGUUUCUGCAGCCAUAUGUAGGCCAACCAUUGAAUUUUGGAAGUUGGAUUCUGUUUGCAGUUCCUCAAUUAGUUCUAAACCUUGUAUUCGUUUGGACAAUCCUUCAGAUUUACUUCCUGGGAUCUGAAAUCCGGUUUCUUCUCUACAAACAGCAAACUCCUGAUUUAGGAGUAAAAAAUAUAUUUCUAGAAAAAUAUAAAUCUCUUGGUCCGAUGUCUUUUCACGAGAAAUCAGUUUUAUCCCUCUUCUCUACACUUGUCCUCAUCUGGUUUACCAGGAAUCCCGGAUUUAUGCCGGGUUGGGCAGAGCUUCUGCAAUCACAAAAUGCCCAGGGUAAGACGAUAACCAUAGGUUCAGCAUCUCCAACCAUCCUGGUAGUCUCCCUUCUCUUCCUCAUACCCAGGAACCCGAAAGAAAAUCCAGAUGCUGGAACACUCCUCACUUGGGAACAGGUUCGAACCAGGUUCCCUUGGGGGAUUAUACUUCUCAUGGGGGGAGGUUUUGCACUGGCAGAAGGAUCUAAAGCAUCGUGUCUGACUGAGCUAGUUGGAAGUCAGCUGAGACCCCUCUCUGUUCUCCCAGCGCCUCUGGUCCUCAUGGCACUCUGCCUGAUCACAUCAGCUGUGUCGCAGAUAGCUUCUAACUCUGCAACAACCAGCAUGGUUCUUCCAGUUGUUUUAAACAUGGCAACUGUAUUACAGGUGAACCCGCUCUACCUGGCUCUAGGUGUAACACUGACUGCAAGCAAUGCAUUUAUGCUACCUGUCUCCACCCCACCAAAUGCCAUUGUUUUCUCUUCGGGUGGGAUCAGGAUCCUGGAUAUGAUCUGUGUUGGUAUCAUGUUAAACCUCUCCUCCCUGGUGGUAACCUUGCUCUCUCUCCACACUCAUGGUACUCUUCUCUUCAACCUGGAGCAGUUCCCAGCUUGGGGGAAUAUUACGCUCAGCGCUGGGACAUCCUGCAUAAACUAGAUGUAAUCUCCUCCCAGUAGAUGUAAUCUGCUCCCAGUAUCUGUAAUCUACUCCCAGUAUCUGUAAUCUACUCCCAGUAUCAGUAAUCUGCUCCCAGUAUCUGUAAUCUACUCCCAGUAGAUGUAAUCUGCUCCCAGUAUCUGUAAUCUACUCCCAGUAGAUGUAAUCUGCUCCCAGUAACUGCAAUCUACGCCCAGUAUCUGUAAUCUACUUCAAGUAGAUGUAAUCUACUCCCAGUAUCUGUAAUCUACUUCAAGUAGAUGUAAUCUACUCCCAGUAGUUGUAAGCUGCUCCAAGUAUCUGUAAUCUACUCCUAGUAGAUGAAAUCUGCUCCUAGUAUCUGUAAUUUACUCCCAAUAGCUGUAAUCUGCUCUCAGUAGCUGAAAUCUACUCCCAGUAGCUGUAAUCUACGCCCAGUAUCUGUAGUCUACUUCCAGUAUCUAUAAUUUACUCCCAUUAUAUGUAAUCUACUCCCAGUAGCUGUAAUUUACUCCCAGUAUCCGUAAUCUACUCCCAUUAUCUGUAAUCUACUCGUAGUAUCUGUUAUCUAUCAUCAGUAUCUGUAUUCUUCUGUCAAUAGUUGUAAUCUACCCCCCCAGCACCCUUUUUUUACCCUAAAAAAAGACUUGGGCAUUGAACGUUUUUGAUUUAAAUUCUUUGGUAGAGUCAACUCAAAAUAUUAUUGCGGUGAUCGUUCAAUAUCCCAUUUCAAAAUUUGUCAACAUGUCAUUUAAGAAAAAUAUUUUUGAGCCUCCAUAUCCUGAUAAACUAUUGAUAAACUAUACCGGUGAAUUGUGCUUCAAAGGACAUAACAAAACUUUUUUCUUUUUGCAUUUUUAUCUAAGAUUUUUAUCUACAAAUGUGUUAAGAUUGUCCCAUGAAAUAUGCAAGAUGAGAGGCGACUUGAAGAUCGUCUUUGAUAUUUGAAACAAUUUUCUAAAUUUGGACAAAAUCCUUAAUAUCUUCAGUGACUCUGACAGCAAAAAAAAGACAGACGACAUUUUGGAAUUGCUAUGUUAUUUUGGGCAUUUUGUGUAAAAGUUAACACAUGAAUUUUGCAUCUGAAAUUUAUUGGUUGAGAAUUGAAUGCUACUAACCAUUUCAAAGAUCAAAGACGAUAUUCAAGUCGUCUCUCAACAGUCAUGUUUCAUCGCUAUCUAUGAGUCUGCAGCCGUGUGGCUGGCUAUAGGGAAUAUAAAUACGAAUGUCUUAUUUUUUAUAUAGAUAACUCUUCACGGCAUUUAAAGGAACUACAGGGUUACCAACAAAGCAUGAAACUUCAUGACGACUGUG
Eurytemora carolleeae is the source of this 2895-nucleotide messenger RNA. RefSeq names its product solute carrier family 13 member 5. The transcript is spliced from 17 exons. Gene Ontology annotation, molecular function: succinate transmembrane transporter activity; citrate transmembrane transporter activity. Gene Ontology annotation, biological process: monoatomic anion transmembrane transport; citrate transport. The coding region runs from base 70 to 1602 and encodes 510 amino acids. Gene Ontology annotation, cellular component: membrane. The record is from RefSeq and is a predicted model, not a curated record. Lineage: Eukaryota; Metazoa; Arthropoda; Copepoda; Calanoida; Temoridae.